AUGCGAUCGUCUGUGGCUGGGUUGAAGCCCGCUUGGACGAAGUCUUUGAACUCUUGGAACAUCUUUACGAAUCCUCGAUGGAUCCGGAUCGCACUGGCUACAGCACUGUUAGUGUCGACAUGCAUCUUCCUCGCCGUUGAAACGCGUGCCUUCGAUAACAUCCCCGUGCCAUCCUUCAUCAGCCCCAAGGUGGCCGAACCCGAAGAGCCGCCACCGAUUCCCGCACCGCCGUCCUACCUCGAAGCCAACGUCGCUGGCACGAUCCAAAAACCAGAAAAGCUCGCAUACGUGACCUUUCUUACGGGAAAUGUUGCUGAAGGCGAUGAUUUGUUCACGCCAAACGCAGAUGCAGAUGAUUUGGAGGAGGACAAAUACUUCCAGGCCAUCCGCAUACUCCUCUGGCAAUUCAUUCACAAACCCGAGACGCGCACUAAGCAUGAUGUUAUCGUCAUGGUCACACCCACCGUCUCUCAGGCACGACGCGAUCGGUUGAAGAAGGAUGGCGCGAUUGUCCAUGCCGUCGAGCUCCUGCAUACUGUCAACGACAGCUGGGUCCAGCCCGAGGUGCACCGCUGGGACGACGUAAUGACCAAGUUACGCGUUUGGGAAAUGACCCAAUACGACCGGAUUGUCGUGCUCGACGGCGAUUCGAUGCUGCUCAAGAAUCUUGACCCAGUCUUCGACGACCCCGGCGCCCAACUUCUCGCUACCAAGCCCUCCAGUCAGACUGAUCUGCCUUCAAACUACCUCCUCGCAUCCAUUUCCGAAGUCUGGGACUCAAGUCACACGUUCCCGCCGACGCACGGCACAGGUCUCAAGAAUCCCGGCUAUUUCAACGCUGGAUUCUUUAUACUCGCUCCCUCGCUCUCUGUCUUCGAAUACUAUAAAUCGCUGCUUAACACACCUGGCUCGUUUGACCCCAAAUAUCCUGAACAGAACCUGAUGAACUACGCACAUCGCUGGGACGGACCCAUGCCGUGGCGAGAGAUUGCGUAUACCUGGAACAUCCGUUGUCCAAACGACAAUGACAUCGCUCAUGGACUAACCAGCUUACACGAGAAGUGGUGGACGCAGCCAUACAUCUAUAACAACGACAAGACGAAGCAAUGGUUGCAAGCGCGACGGUGGGAGAUGAAGGGAUGGUAUGAUGCUUUUGAGACAGCAAACCCGACACGUGUAUGA
This is a messenger RNA of Boeremia exigua, 1182 nucleotides long. Its product is annotated as nucleotide-diphospho-sugar transferase. The record is from RefSeq and is a predicted model, not a curated record. The coding region runs from base 1 to 1182 and encodes 393 amino acids. The transcript has a single exon. Gene Ontology annotation, molecular function: glycosyltransferase activity. Gene Ontology annotation, biological process: protein N-linked glycosylation. Lineage: Eukaryota; Fungi; Ascomycota; Dothideomycetes; Pleosporales; Didymellaceae.